AGCUUUGUUGGCUCAAGUUAUUCUGGCUCAAGGUUAAUUCUUUUUGUCCGGUGCCAAUUUGCGUAGACUCCUGCGCCAUCAGGUGAAAACGCCGUAACUUCACUCUUAGAGUCAUUGUGCGACAGCUGUGUGCAGCAAUGGGAUCGACAGGUUUAAUGGCAGCAUUCCUGCCAGUGGCUGGGCUCAUUCGUUUUGCGGGGAGCGGGCCGAAGUUGUGGGGCCGGCUUGUAAGGCCUUUUGUGCUCGGCAUGGUGGUAUUGACGGCCGCCACCGCGGUCUUGAUGAUGAUUACACUGCCGUUAUUUUGGGCAGCUCCACUCUUGAUCGGCGGCUACUUGCUAGCAUGCGUUGUCCUCUUCGAGGCCAUCAGUUUCUGCACCAGCAUGCAAGAAUUCAUCAUUCAGACAGCACUGGAGGAUAUUGGUGUGCUCGAAAUUCUUCGCGCGGAGUAUGGGCGCGAUACGCUUCCUGUUUUGGCGCGGAGGGAGAAGUAUAAACAUAAGGUUUGGUUUCUGAUCGCGCGUUGUGCUUUGAUGGGGGCAACGCUCUUAUUCGCGGCAGCGCCGGGGAUAGGCCAGUUGUUCGUUGUCUUACUCAAUGGCUGGCUCUAUGCGUGGCACCUCGUUGACAAGCAGCUGGUUCUCAUUGGCCUGAACAAGUUUGAUCAACAGUUCGGACACGUCAUACGUAAUUUCUUAACGUACGUGGCCUAUGGAACAAUAGCGCUCAGCUUGCUAAUGGUGCCUGGGAUUAAUAUAUUUUUCUUUGCUGGUAAUGCGUACGGUGGGGCGUUGCUCUUCAAGGAGUUCGUUGACGCCGAAACACCUGAGCAGAGAUCUCUCCGAGAAAGGUUCACUUCUUGAAGUCUUCUGUGAUGCUGCAAGUUGCGCAAUGGUGUCGAGGCAUCCGUGUCUUGAUUCGCUAUGGACAUCUAAUUUUUUGGAAACGUGAUCAUGUGAGUAGCAUCAGGAAUUGUAGCAGGAAGCGGCAAGACGUGAGGAUGAGGAAGCAGAGGAGUGGAGUGGACAACUCACUGCGAACAGAAAUUUGUAGCCGACCCUUAGACUUUGUAACAUAUCGCACUGUAUUGGCAUCGUUUGUAAACGUAGAGUUUUUAAGCCCGGCGCGUGUACUUUUUCUCUGCGGGUGCGCGUCAGAUUCCCUCUCUCGUCGUCCUGCCCUCCAUCAGUUGUGUUACCCAGCCCAGAGGAGAAGCCUUUGCAGAGCCGACCCCCCCCUGCGCGGUCGCCGCAGGCUCGCGGCGCGGCGAGGCGGCGUGCGGGGGGAUUGCCGCGCCCUGUGCGUGGCCCACGGCCCCCCAAAAGGGCCGCCGCGCGCUCCCGCAGCUCCUCCUCCUCCUCGUCCUCCUCGUUCUUCUCUGGCGGCGGGGCAGAGGCGCUCGCCUUCCACGACGGCUUUCCAGAGCGGGGGCGUCCUCGCCAGGGCGCCGCUCGCCUCCCCGCUCUCGCGUCAGGCGGGGCGCCGUGGCAGGCCAGAUCAGCCCUGCACCCGUGUGUUUUCCAGUAUCGAGUUGUCAAGCGUCGCAAGCAUCGUGCGCAGAACUCUCCGAACGCCCUUUCUCUGCUCCCUCCUCCUCGUGUCCUCCUC
Molecule: messenger RNA, 1608 nt
Organism: Prorocentrum cordatum
Lineage: Eukaryota; Dinophyceae; Prorocentrales; Prorocentraceae
Source: the annotation of a GenBank genome assembly